Molecule: messenger RNA, 1353 nt
Organism: Prunus mume (Japanese apricot)
Lineage: Eukaryota; Viridiplantae; Streptophyta; Magnoliopsida; Rosales; Rosaceae
Product: PPR containing protein (DUF179)
Source: RefSeq, a predicted model, not a curated record
AGCCAUUACCCACAAAGAAGGAGGAGCUCCUCGUCCUUUUGUGCCAUGUGUAAAGUCAUAUCCAAUGGCCCAUGCUUUGGAAGCUUUAGAAAGUAACAUCCAACAUGGAUUGGGAUGGGAUAGGACUAACGGGAUUGGAUCGAACACCACCAUGUGGUGCACAUUUAUUCUUACUCACUGUAUAUAUCAGUGUGAUCUGCUCUUUCAUUCCUUGCCAUCUUUGAAGCUUUGAUCUGCCAUCAAAACUCAAAAGAAAGAAGCUAAGCUAGAAGAACCCAUCAUCAUGGAAGCUUGUUUCCUUGCCUCAAAUUCCCUCACCUCAAAUUCCAUCAAAACUCCAUUUCACUGCAAAAGAGUUGGCAUUCCAUCAUCAAUAACAUGUUGCCGCAUGGACUCAUCUCCACCGUCCAAUGAUGACAGCAAACCUUCCAUUGAUACCGAUUGGCGAUCAUUCAGAGCAAAACUGGUAGCUGCAGAAAAAUCAUCAAAGUCCAAAAAGCCCACUUCCUCACUUGUGGACCUUGACACUGUGGUUGAUCUUCCGCAGCCCAUCACUGUUGGUGACAAAUGGGCCCACACAAUCCAUGAGCCUGAAAAGGGCUGCCUACUUCUUGCCACCGAAAAGCUUGACGGGGUCCAUAUUUUCGAGCGAACAGUCAUUUUGGUCUUAUCCACUGGGCCUUUGGGCCCAUCCGGCAUCAUACUCAACCGGCCGUCCCUUAUGUCGAUUAAGGAGACACGAUCCACAGCUCUUGAUGUUGCGGGCACAUUCUCGAAUAGGCCGUUAUUCUUUGGUGGGCCUUUGGAGGAGGGGCUGUUCUUGGUGAGGCCCAAAGUUGGAGAUGAUGUGGUUGGGAGGAGUGGCGUUUUUGAUGAGGUAAUGAAGGGAUUGUAUUAUGGGACAAAGGAAAGUGUGGGUUGUGCAGCUAAAAUGGUGAAAAGGAAUAUGGUUGGGCUUGGGGAGUUUAGGUUCUUUGAUGGGUAUUGUGGAUGGGAGAAAGAGCAAUUGAAGGAUGAAAUAAGAGCUGGGUAUUGGACUGUAGCAGCUUGUAGCCCAAGUGUAAUUGAUUUGAGGAGUGUGGGAAGUGUUGGGCUAUGGGAGAAGGUCCUUGGUCUUAUGGGCCGUAGGAAGGUUCGGUGAGAUCCAUCUGUUGUGGCUUUUAUAUUAGAAGAAUAUGUAAAAUUUGUAAGGCAAAUACAAUUAGAUCCAUCUGUCGUGGUUUUUCAUUUUCCCCAUGUAUAUGGACUAUCGAGUACAAUUCGUGUUCUUAUUAAUAUUCUAAUGACAGAAACUGUAAGAUAUCUAAUGUGAUAUAAAAGGCAAUACAGAUCCCCCGCAACCCUUCAUCUCCA